UUUAAAAUUUUUCAUGAUGGAAUUUCAAAGACUUCCAGUUCUGCCUAAAUUUGUUGAACCCCCUACAUUUGACCCUAGGUACGAUUGUCCAGUGUCUUUUAUUUCUAACUACGAUAAAAUUACUGAUAGAAAUGGUUGGGAUUGUGCAUAUAAAAUUCGAUAUUUGCAGUGUUAUCUAAAACACGUUUCUGUUUUUUGGUUUGAAAAAUACGCGAAAAAUAAAAAUAAUUUACAUAAAACUUGGCCGGAUCUGAAAAGAGAUUUUAUUUUAAAUUUUGGCGGUGAUAUAGCAAUAAGAAAACUAAAAUCCAAAUUGCGCUCACGUAAGCAGGAUGCAAACGAAGAUAUUAAACACUAUUACUUUGGCUUACUUUCAAUGUUUGAAGAAAUAUAUGAUGAAAUUAAUUUUGAUCAGUUCAGAGACUAUUUUGAGAAUGGUUUGCAUCCAUCUUAUGACAAAUAUUAUUAUAUGUUGUCAAGCCGUGAUAUGGAUUUUACCGCGUUAAAAAGUAUUAUUUUCAAGUUGAGUGAUCUAAAAGACAGAAGUUCAGAUUGUAACACGUUGGCACGUUCGUCCUAUUUCUACGAAGAUAAAACAAGUAUAAAUAAUUCAGCUAGUGAAAAUAAGUAUGAAUAUAGUAAUUAUGUCCAACAUUCGGAUUAUUUAAAUUCAAAUAACAGAAAUAAAAGACAGGUAGAGCAUGACUAUUCGUACAAUGGUCAUAGGGUUGAAUAUAUUGAUAAUGUAAGAGGCAAAUCAGGACAUGAGAAUAAAAACUAUAGGUAUAACAAUACAGACGAAUAUAAUUUUAAUACGAAUUAUGAGAGAAGACAACAAAAGUUGAUUGAAGAUAACCGGACAAAGAGUUUCGAACAAAACCCACCCUUAGUUGAGGACUACCAGAGCAGGAUUUUUGGACAAAACCCACCCCUGUUUGAGAGACAAACAGCUGAUAUGGAUGGUAUAUUUAUUGUGUCAAAGGAGCAUGAGAUAGAGGAGAAUAGUGUGAAUAUUUGUGAAGAGGACGAUUUGGAUUCCCUCAAUUUAGAAAGUGCACGGAUAGAGGAAGAUUGUGAUGCCCUCCCCGUGGCAAUGGGAUACGCACAGGCAGAGGAAGUGAAUGAUACCCUCCCUGUAGCAAUAGAGUUCGCACAGGUAGAGGAAGAUGAUGCCCUCCCUGUUGCAAGUGAAGUUAUGCCGGCUGAGGAUGAGUGGAAUACCCUCCCUGGCAAUGUCGAGGAAGACGAAAAAGAUAAAUGGGAUCCUUCCUGUUUUGAAUAUGAAAAGUGCUCCCUAAAUAUACCGAUAAUUUGUCCGUCCGACACAGAAGAGAAAGAUAUAACUCCGACACAUAAAGUCACAUAUUUAAGAAGUAAAAGGACACGCCUAUUGGGCCACCCUUUAAGGAACCGACAGUUUGACUAUUUUGACCGGAAAACAAACGUUCCAAGAGAAAAAACUCGUGAUGAAUUUAGACCCCAGCAAGCUAUUUCUUGCACAAGUAGGAGAAUGAAUAUGAUGUCCAAAAGCCCCAACGCCAAGAUGGCGAAGGAUAUCAUUAUCCACCCUAGCCACCCUCCCUGGACUCGAUGCUUAUGAGUCAUAUUUAAAGUCGAAGUUUGAAUCUUGAAGCCAAGUACGAUGGACCACGAUAAAGGAUACUGAUUAAUUAAUGUAGCAUUUAAGAAUAUUUUUACUUUUAUAUUAUAUUAUUAAAAAAAAAAAAAAAAAAACAAGAGACUGAUAGAAACUAAUCUAUUUUUGAGUAUUUUUAGGUGACAUAUUAUUUGUUUUCUAACAAUGAGCAAAAAUAAGGAUAAAAAAAAAGGAAGGAAAGAAAUACUUUCAAGGUAAGCUGAGGUAAAGUAUACUCAAACCUACUACAUUUACAGCUCCUGGGGAAAGAUUGUGUAGCUAUGUUGGUCUUAAAGAACUGCUCGGAUGAUAUUUUGUUAGUUGAUUUGUUGUUAUUUUUAUUCCUAGUAUCAACGUCACGUGACUAUUUUGGCCUAGGAUGCCCAUUAUUUUUU
This is a messenger RNA of Sitophilus oryzae (rice weevil), 2031 nucleotides long. RefSeq lists its product as uncharacterized. The transcript is spliced from 2 exons. NCBI's taxonomy places the organism in Eukaryota, Metazoa, Arthropoda, Insecta, Coleoptera, Curculionidae. The record is from RefSeq and is a predicted model, not a curated record. Bases 14 to 1600 code for a protein of 528 amino acids.